Molecule: messenger RNA, 1864 nt
Organism: Pseudomassariella vexata
Lineage: Eukaryota; Fungi; Ascomycota; Sordariomycetes; Amphisphaeriales; Pseudomassariaceae
Product: multicopper oxidase
Exons: 3
Coding region: 53-1864 (603 amino acids)
Molecular function (GO): copper ion binding; oxidoreductase activity
Source: RefSeq, a predicted model, not a curated record
CUUCCCACGCGCGAGGAUCAGUAGCUUUUUUUUUCUUCGUUCCAUUGCCAAAAUGUGGUUCAGGCAAGGUCUUACUUCGCUCACGUGGGCCCUGCUGUCCGCGCUGCCUACCUGCCACGCCGAGCUGAAGCCCUUCGAGCUGACCCUGACGUGGGAGAAGCAUGCUCCCGAUGGCUUCGAGAAGAAGAUGAUCCUGACCAACGGCCAAUUCCCUGGGCCGCCGCUCGAGAUGAACUACGGGGACGACGUCGAAGUCACGGUGCACAACAAGAUGCCCUUCAACACCACGUUGCACUAUCACGGCAUCGAGAUGCUCCACACGCCCUGGUCGGACGGCGUGCCCGGCCUCUCCCAGCGGCAGAUACAGCCCGGCGCGAGCUUCGUCUACCGGUGGAAGGCCACGCAGGCCGGCUCGUACUGGUAUCACUCGCACCAUCAAGGCCAACUCAACGACGGCAUGUACGGCCCCAUCGUCAUCCACCCCGAGGCCAGCGCCGCCAGGCCCUUUGACAAGAUCUCUAAGGAUCCGGCGGUGGUCCGCGCCAUGAAGCAGGCCGAGGCCGACGUCAAGCCCCUCAUGCUCUCGGACCACCGGCACGUCACGUCGGAACAGGGGUGGGAAAUCAACGUCAAGUCCGGCCUUGAGACGCCCUGCUACGAUUCAAUCCUGAUCAACGGCAAGGGGCGGGUCGACUGCUGGGCGCCCGAGAAGAUCGCCUCGCUGCUAACAGCCGAGCAGCGUCUAUUUCUGCAGCUGGGCAACAAGACGGCCUUUACCGCCAAGGGGUGCCUGCCGGCCUCCGUCAUCGCCAACGUCCAAGCAAAUGGUAAGCAGACGAACCUGUCGGCUAUACCUCCCGACAUAUUUGACGAGUGCACCGCCACCAACGCUCCGCGCGAGGUCAUCAAGGUAAGCAAGGGGGACUACGCCAAUGAGACGUGGGUCGCCUUCGACCUCAUCGGCACCUUUGGCCUCAUCACGGGCGUCUUCUCCAUCGACGAGCACCCGAUGCACAUCUACGCCGUCGACGGCGACUAUAUUGAGCCGCAAGAGGUCGAGGCUGUCUCCAUCACUAAUGGCGACCGCUACUCCGUCAUGGUCAAGCUGGACAAGCCCGGUGACUUCACCAUGCGCAUGGCGUCCCUCACUAUGCCGCAGAUGUUCACCGGCUACGCGACACUAUCAUACCGCGAUCCCAAGCAGGCGACGCCGCCGAGCAAAUCGUCCGUCGGCUACAUUAACGAUAUUGGCGCCAACACGACGGCCAACGUCCGCUUCUUCGACCAGGCCAAGAUGAAGGCGUUCCCGCCUGCGCCCGUGGCGCGGGCCGCCGACCAGACGGUCAAGGUGUCGAUGCGCGUAGCCGGGCAGAGCUACAACUGGGCGCUUAACAACACCAUUUACCCCAUGGGUCUGGACAAUGAGACGCCGCUCCUCUUCCACCCGGACCCGGAGCGGCACAACAACGUGACCAUCACAACCAAGAACGACACCUGGGUUGACCUCGUCUUCCAGGCCGUCGUCUUCCCCAUGCCACCCCACCCGAUCCACAAACACGGCAACAAGAUGUACCUGCUCGGGCAAGGGGACGGCCUCUUCAAGUGGAGCAGCGUUGCCGAGGCAGCCAAGGAGAUCCCCCAGAGCUUCAACCUCGUCGACCCCCCGCGGCGCGACGGCUUCACCACCCCACCCGCCCUCCAGGGGCCCACCUGGAUGGUGGUGCGGUACCACGUCCACAACCCCGGCGCCUGGCUCGUGCACUGCCACGUCCAGAGCCAUCUCCAGGGCGGCAUGAGCAUGGCGAUCCAGGACGGCGUGGACCAAUGGCCGACGGUGCCGCCCGAGUACUGGAACUAUAAGUGA